Molecule: messenger RNA, 4362 nt
Organism: Acanthosepion pharaonis
Lineage: Eukaryota; Metazoa; Mollusca; Cephalopoda; Sepiida; Sepiidae
Source: the annotation of a GenBank genome assembly
AUGUUUGACCGGUGCUAUGCGGGUAAUCUAUUCACAAUGAUAGCCGUAAUAUUAGUAUCACUCCUUGCUGGUGUGAUACUAACCCUUGUUGUACAGUAUAUCUGGAUUCGAAGCUGGUUCUCAAGCAUACCUGAAGAGCCAAUUCCAAAGAAACCACAGUUUGGAAAAUUCUCAUUUCCUCAGGAUUUGUUGAAAUCUUGUGGAGAUGGGAAUGGAAAAUAUGAAAAGGAGAGUUGCCGGUUUUUGAACUUAAUAUUCCAGUUUUUGUUCAAAGAAUUACGGGAUACUCGAGAAGUGCGAAGAUGGGUAGCAAAGCGUAUGAGCAUGGAAUUCGACGACAUGCUGCAGACUACAUCGGGAAAAUUAUUGGAACAGAUUAUGGUUAGAGAUUUCAACUUAGGAACAAGGUUUCCAACUUUCAAUUCAGUGGUUGUUAAAAGUGAAGUUAAAGAUGCAUCUCUGGAGGUACUUGAAAUUGCAUUGGAUAUUGAAUACUCAGGUGGUUUCCAGAUGGCAGUGGAUGUGGACUUGAUGUUUGGCAAAUCUGCAUACCUUUCAAUCACUGUGACAAAACUUGUUGGUAGUGCUCGACUUUUGUUUACGCGACAUCCAUAUACACACUGGAACUUUGCAUUUUAUGAGGAACCACAUAUGGAAAUGUAUAAACAUAAAAAUGUCUUAAAAUAUAUCUAUCUAUCUCUCUCUCCUGCACACAUAUCUAUCUAUCUCUCUCUCCUGCACACAUAUCUAUCUAUCUCUCUCUCCUGCACACAUAUCAUCUAUCUCUCUCCUCCACACAUAUCAUCAUCUCUCUCCCCUGCAUAUCUAUCUAUCUCUCUCCUGCACACAUAUCUAUCUAUCUCUCUCUCCUGCACACAUAUCUAUCUAUCUCUCUCUCCUGCACACAUAUCUAUCUAUCUCUCUCUCCUGCACACAUAUCUAUCUAUCUCUCUCUCCUGCACACAUAUCUAUCUAUCUCUCUCUCCUGCACACAUAUCUAUCUAUCUCUCUCCUGCACACAUCUAUCUAUCUCUCUCUCCCUGCACACAUAUCUAUCUAUCUCUCUCUCAUCUAUCUCUCUCCUGCACAUCUAUCUAUCUCUCUCUCCUGCACACAUAUCAUCUAUCUCUCUCUCCUGCACACAUAUCUAUCUAUCUCUCUGCACACACAUCUAUCUAUCUAUCUAUCUAUCUAUCUAUCUAUCUAUCUAUCUAUCUAUCUCUCCCUGCACACAUAUCUAUCUAUCUCUCUCUCCUGCACACAUAUCUAUCUAUCUAUCUCUCCUGCACACAUAUCUAUCUAUCUAUCUCUCCUGCACACAUAUCUAUCUAUCUAUCUCUCCUGCACACAUAUCUAUCUAUCUAUCUCUCCUGCACACAUAUCUAUCUAUCUAUCUCUCCUGCACACAUAUCUAUCUAUCUAUCUCUCCUGCACACAUAUCUAUCUAUCUAUAUAUAUAUAUAUAUUAUAUACCCUACAAACAUAUAUAUAUAUUGUUUACUGCUAGAAAGAUUCCGCCCAUUCUUCUUCAAACCAGAGUCUCUUCAUCCACUAGAAGAUAUUUAUUUACAUGGAACCCCUCUUGGUGUUGGUUGGCUUGAAGUGAACAUCAUUGGUUGCUCUCGGCUUGCCAAGAUUCCUUCAAAUGUUUCUUUGUUCUGUACACUUUGUCUAGGGUCUGCUGAAAUGGAGGGAAUGAAUAUUAUUAGGAAGAAAACUUGGGUAAUUGUUGAUGUGGAAAUUGUCAAGGGACAUAACCAGCCGAUUGGACUUGUCUUCAAGGAGGGAAGCAAAACUGACUGUGAUGAAGAGACUGUUCUUAUUGAAAGUGUAGUACCUGACUCACCUGCUGGACAGGUGGAUGUUAGAAAGAAUGACAUUCUUCAAUUAGUAGGAUCAACAAAAAUUACCUCUGUUAAACAAGCUAUUAAGCUGACAAAAAAUGCUACUGACCGGAUAACUUUGAGAUUGCGAAGACAUCAUCAUCGCACAAGCCAACCUAAUGAAGCAAAAUAUGAUGAUGAAGCUCCGGAAAAAAUGGAUGAACCUCUUGAUUCUGAUGGAUAUCUCACAGACAACAAAGCUUGGGAUGAAAUUGAGUCUGAGAUUAGACUUACACCUGAACGCGGUCAGAAAAAGGAAGGCCAUGGGCUUUCAUGUCCUGAACUUACCCAUAGGCGACCUUCAAAGAAUUCUUUAGACAAAGUAGAUAUCCAGAUUCAGUCAUCAGACAAGAGUGAGCCUCGUCGACUAGAAGUGCGAAAUCUUGACAGCAGUCGGUGUGAAAGCAAGUCUCCUUCUGUAUCUCCGAAAAGACAACCAGCCUUAAAAACUUGCCAGCUUACAAUGCAAAUUGACCAUCCUACUAUGAUUCGCAAAUCAAGCAAAGGAACCUUCUGCUUGAUUGAUGAAGAGGACCAGUUUGAAUUUGAAAGUUUGCUAGACAUGGAUGAAGUGGACGACUCUACAGAAAUGUUUCGUACAAAACUUGUAAUGGCAUCUACAAAUCCUGUCUGGAAUGAACAGUGUGAAUUUGAAGUGGAAGAAGACGUGAAAUAUUUAAAUGUGUGUUUGUGGUGCCGAGAACCAGAGAAAAUUGACAAGCAUGAAAGAGUUGUGAAGCCUGUAAAAGAUGUUCUCAUUGGACAUGUUAGUUUCCUUUUAAGUGAAAUUGCCUUGGAUUGUAUGACAACUAUGCAGGGUGAUACACAAAAAACAAAACCGCUUAUACCUUCAGAACCCAAGCCUGGUGCAAGUCGUAACAGAUAUUCCACAUUAUCAGCUCAUCCUGGUUUUGAACCCAUGUUAUGCCAUGGGGACAUAACUUUAUCUUUCAUGUACCAAGCAACUGAAAAAACUUCUGAACAAUACCGUAAGAGAUUAAGUAAAAACAUUCUUCAACCCAAUGUCGAUGAACCUCUUGGAAAAGAAUCAACAGAUAAGCAAGAAGUAAAAUCUACUCCAAACACAACAAGAACCCAUAAAUUUGUUGUCAAUUGUCCGCCCUACCAGUCAGCUUCUUAUUGUUGUUCAUUUUGUGCCCGCAAGAUAUGGAUGGGGAGAGGAUUUAAGUGCAAUGUUUGUGGAAUGAUUGUUCAUAAAAAAUGUACUGAAAAAUGUCAAGAAAAAACCUUAUGUACACGUGAAGGUCCAAGAAAUCGAACCAUUCCGGAUGAACCAUGGAAGCCUAUGACUGCUCAACAACUUGAAAAUCAGAAGAACAAGAUACAAGAUGACAAGGAACCUCCAACAAGAUCUGGAGGUCUGUUGAGUAAAUUUCGUAAAGAUCCUGCCCCUGCUAUAAAGAAGACACUUGGAAGAAACUCUGGAACCAGUCCACCUCCUGAUCGAAAAUCACUGGCGUCCACUCCAAAUCACAGUCCAAAGACAAGAAGGAAGAAAUCUCUUCCUGAGACACAAUCAUCAGGUGAUACAUUUGAGGAUUCAAGCAAGCUCCAUGCGACAACAGCUGGCCUGCCACGAACACGUUCAUCUACAUCACUCCAGGUGCUCCUCAACCAGAAUGCAUCUCCUACGUUGCAACCUCAUGAAGUCAUUGUUAAGCCUGAGGAUAGAAAUAUCGACCAUUCUGAUGAUUCUGAUAGUAGCACACAAGGACCAACUUGUAAAGCAAAAGUCAGAAUGAAUGUAUCAAAUUUUGAUGAGGAAAUUGUUACAAAUGCUAAAGAGAAAGGAAAAGAGCUUUUAUCUCAUUUAAGCUUGGAAGAGAGACGGGAGAAAUUGGAUACCAUGGUAAGCAUGCUACAAGAACAGAUUGACCAGGCCACAGAAACAAAAUCGCAACUUACCAAAAGAGAAAAAGAGGUCAGUGAUGUUGCAACAAAGAAAAUAUGUCAAAAUCAUAUCCGAAUGACUGAUGAACAAAUUGAAAGGCUUAUGAUUCAAUUGCUUCACUACUGUGCAGGUUUGCAACAUUGCCUUGAUGUUCAGGAAGAGGAGAGGCAAAAAGUUGAACAGGCCCUUCAUCCACACCCUGCAUCUCUGACCCAACCACCUGUACCCUUACCUUCUGUUGUCACCACCCUGGUCACUAGUGAUGACUGUGAUGGAGGCAGUGGUGGCAGUUAUAUUGAUGAUGAGUUUGAAGAUAUAGAGUGCAACAACGAUAGCAACAUUGUGAUCGUGAGUAGCAGCAGCGGAAACAACUCCCUCACAGGUAGCAGUGGUCAAAGGUCGGCUGAGCUUGACCCAUUUAUUUCUUCUGCAACCAGUGUGCAACAUACACAACAAUCACCAUCUCCCCCGCCCCCUCCCCCAUUGCCAUCAUCUUCGACGUCACCCCAGAUUACGGAACCAGAUUCUGAUGUUGCAAGCAAAUCAACUGAAUUCUUUGAUUCAUGA